AUGCGGCGACAGGAUGGCAGCUUCUGCCACGAUCCGUUGGGAUUGGAACAACUCCAGCCGCAAAGCGUCCCGGAGCACCAAGUCCUGUGGCUGCGGGUGUUGGAAGCAGUGGACGCGGGCAUGAGCUGGCCCAGCAAGCGGCGAAUGCAGAUCCAGAUGGCGGCCCGCCUGAGCGAGAGGGUGCAGGGAAUCCUUGCGCAAUUUGAUCACAGGGAGAUUACACUCACGCUUCUGGGGAUGCAUGCUGCCUUGCAGCUCGUGAGCCAGGGCCUUCAACAAAUGGUCCUAGACCGGGAAGGGAGAAUACAUCCGGAAAGUGAUGAGGAAGAGGUUGAGGUCCCGGUCGAUGAAGCAGAGCACGCGGCCUUGUUCCAGAAGACCACGACGGCAAGGAUGAGCAGAGGCAAGGAACAGCAAGGAGAUGCAGUGGCGCAGAUGGGGGGUGAAGCAGGGCACUCGGCCUUGUUCCAGAAGACCACGACGGCAAGGAAGAGCAGAGGCAGGGAACAGCAAGGAGACGAAGUGGCCAUGAUGCAGAUGGGGGCUGUCCGCGCUGACCUCGAGCAUUUCCUGCGCCGCCAACUGGAGUUGCAACCACACCCGGAAGCAACAUUGCUGCUCCUGGCACAGCUGGGGGCCCGGCCGCCAGAUGGAUGCUCCAACGGAAGUGCAGAAUCCUCCGACAACGAGGAGAUCAGCGUUGGCACCCUCCGACCGGGUCUGGUGAGAUUGCUGUGGACAUCGCCCUCAAACCUGGUCCCGACCGUGCUCGCGGAAGUACUGGCUCUGCCGGGCAAGCCCCACGAGGAUCCAGGCCAUGCUCAACGCACAGCAAGGAACUUGGAGCAAAGCAUCCCGACAAAGGAGCAGUCCGAAGCUGAGAAGGUCCUCUUCCAGAGCUGGCGGGACGAGAGCGAUAUUGGGAUCGUCCAGGAAGCCUUGAAACUACUGGCCAGCGUGGCGCACCAGCCGGAACCCAGUGGCGAACCCUGGGUGUCCAGUGAGAACAGAGAGACCCAGAGCGCUCAGCAGACGUGGGUGGAGCUCGAGACGAUCCUCGAGGCCGUGCCGGCAGAGACCGUCCAGAAAGUGGCCGCAGCUCUCGCCAUGACGUACAAUGAUGUGGACAGCUUGGGCCCGCCGCCGAGCCUGCUCAGACUACGCAUAGCACUCAGGGAGAGAAGCUGUGAGCAAGCGCAGGAGCCAGUGCAGGAAGCGGAGACCGACCAAGGCCAGGACCAGGACGACAUGCGAAGCUGGACGAAGACUGAGGCGGCAGUUGUCGACGAUACCGUCGCAGGUCGACGACAAGAAGCGGAGACAGAGCCAGGCCCAGCGGGAUCGCGAGAUCUCGAGGAGCAGCAGGAGCAGUUGCAGGCGGAGGGGACCGCGCAGGCGCCCGACAUGUCCAGCACCAGACAGGGGCGAGAAGACGGCCUUACCGUGCGCAAAAGCCCGGGAUGCAGCGUGGACAAGGAGGACAACCGCAAGCGGAGCAAGCCAGAACCCGGGGUCAACCUCGACGGCGCGCGCAGAGACCCAGACAGCUAUGAGCGAGGAUGGCUACAGGAAUACACAGAGGCCCAGGCGGAGGAAGAACGCAUGGGCGACCUGCUGGCCGACCUUGAGGAAGAAGCACUGGUGGAGCAGGCACGACAGGAGUAUGACGAAGAACAGAUGCAAGGGGAGAGCGACGACCACGCCGAGAUGACUGCCAGCGACAGCAGCUGA
Symbiodinium pilosum is the source of this 1731-nucleotide messenger RNA. The record is from the annotation of a GenBank genome assembly. Lineage: Eukaryota; Dinophyceae; Suessiales; Symbiodiniaceae.